ACAUCUCAUCUUCUCCAACAAUUCACUUCAAUUUACACUACAAUCAAUCACAUCUUCGUCUUCCCCAAUUAAUUGCCUGCAGCUCUAUAAUACACAAAUCAAUUGAUGGAAGAUCAAUUGUACAACCGAGUAUUCAGCCACUUCGACGCGAACAAGGACGGCAAGAUAUGCGCCGCGGAGCUGCUCCAGUGCCUGGCCUCUAUUGGAGCGGAGAUGACGCCGGAGGAGGCGGCGGCCGCCGUGGCGGCCAUGGAUUCCGACGGGGACGGCCUGCUGUCUCUGGAAGAUUUUCUGCGGAUAGUGGAGGCGGCCGGAGAGGAGGAGAAGACCAGAGAUUUGAAGGCGGCGUUCGGGAUGUACGAGGAGAGCGCCGGCGCCGGCGGAUGUAUCACGCCUAAAUCCCUGCGGAGAAUGCUGAGCAGACUGGGGGUGGGGGAGAAGACCGCCAUUACUGUUGAAGAUUGCAGAGGAAUGAUAGCUUCUUUUGAUCUCAAUGGCGAUGGCGUCCUCAGCUUUCAUGAGUUCGUCGCCAUGAUGUCCCCCUCCUCCUCCUCCUCCUGAUCUUCAUCUCCUCCAUAGCUACUGUUUCUUCCAGCUUGAUUUAUAUAUAUAUAUAUAUAUGUAUGUAUUUAUUCCUAGGUCGAUCAGUUUGUGAAUUCUCUAUAUUUUCUGAUCGACGACAUAUAUGAUUCUUUAGUUUUAGGGUUUUGUAGCUGAUGAUGAUUGUUCAUUGAUUUUUUUAAUUAAAUAAAUAAAUAUUAAUUAAUUUUUUUUUAUCUUCA
Messenger RNA from Andrographis paniculata, 782 nucleotides. RefSeq names its product probable calcium-binding protein CML31. NCBI's taxonomy places the organism in Eukaryota, Viridiplantae, Streptophyta, Magnoliopsida, Lamiales, Acanthaceae. The record is from RefSeq and is a predicted model, not a curated record. Bases 106 to 561 code for a protein of 151 amino acids. The transcript has a single exon. Gene Ontology annotation, molecular function: calcium ion binding.